Ipomoea triloba (trilobed morning glory) is the source of this 1561-nucleotide messenger RNA. Its product is annotated as S-adenosylmethionine carrier 1, chloroplastic/mitochondrial. Bases 159 to 1136 code for a protein of 325 amino acids. Gene Ontology annotation, biological process: transmembrane transport. Gene Ontology annotation, cellular component: mitochondrial inner membrane. The transcript has 13 exons. Gene Ontology annotation, molecular function: S-adenosyl-L-methionine transmembrane transporter activity. The record is from RefSeq and is a predicted model, not a curated record. NCBI's taxonomy places the organism in Eukaryota, Viridiplantae, Streptophyta, Magnoliopsida, Solanales, Convolvulaceae.
AGGAUAGCAAGUUAGCAACGGCUUCGAAGCAGGCAACAAGCCCAGGAGCGUACUUCACUUGAAUUCGCACCUUAGCUGCUACAAGUCUACAACUCGCCUCCCUUCCAGAUUGCCGCCAUUAAAGCACCACAGUUUUCACUGGGAGGUUUUGAGCUUCAAUGGGACCUAUUACGUUGGCUGUAAAUGCGAAAAAUUCGUUGGUAGCUCCAGAUGCAUCUAAUAGAAAAAUGGAAAAUCUUCCGAUGAACCCAAGAAAGUUCUUUGCUUCAAUCAAUAAGGAAGAAGAGAAACCAUUUGAUUUUUUCCGCAUAUUAUUCGAGGGUGUUAUAGCAGGUGGCACGGCUGGUGUUGUUGUAGAAACAGCUCUGUACCCCAUUGAUACUAUAAAGACACGACUGCAGGCAGCUCAGGGUGGGGGAAGAAUAGCACUUAAAGGGCUCUAUUCUGGGCUUGCUGGAAAUCUUGCUGGAGUUUUACCUGCAUCUGCUGUUUUUGUUGGUGUCUAUGAGCCCACAAAGAAAAAGUUGUUGAAGGCUAUUCCUGAAAAAUUUAGUGCAGUGGCUCAUCUGACUGCAGGUGCCAUUGGAGGUUUUGCUGCUUCUCUUAUUCGAGUUCCAACAGAGGUUGUUAAGCAACGAAUGCAGACUGGGCAAUUUGCUUCUCCCCCUGAUGCUGUACGUCUUAUUGUUAGCAAGGAAGGCUUUAAAGGUCUUUAUGCGGGAUAUGGAUCAUUUCUACUAAGAGAUUUGCCAUUUGAUGCAAUCCAGUUUUGCAUCUAUGAGCAGCUUCGGAUAGGAUAUAAGAAGGCAGCACGGAGGGACUUGAAUGAUCCAGAGAAUGCCAUAAUUGGUGCUUUUGCUGGUGCUCUAACAGGAGCAAUAACUACUCCACUUGAUGUGGUUAAGACCAGGUUAAUGAUUCAGGGUUCAUCCAAUCAGUAUAAAGGUAUUGUCGAUUGUGUUCAAACAAUUGUCAGGGAAGAAGGACCACAAGCUCUUUUGAAAGGUAUUGGACCAAGAGUACUGUGGAUUGGCAUUGGGGGUUCAAUAUUCUUUGGUGUUCUCGAGAGCACAAAGCGAUACCUUGAGCAGAGGCGUCCUAGUAGUCAUCAAAACGAAAUGCCAAAGCAGGAAUGAAAACGUUGGGUAUGAGGGGAUGAAGCCUCAAGAAUGGCGGCCAUAACUGUGUUGCAGGUUCUAUGAAUAGUCUGAGUUUGAGGAAGAACUGAGUAAAAUAUUCUGAGCUUGUCAUUCUGGACUUGUGGUUGCACUUAUUGCCUUUUAUCUCAUCCCACACCGAAACUAUACGAGUGAGUUGUGAGGAAACUUUCCUUUAAAGCAGCUAUGCCCUGCACAUGAAAACUCAUACCUUUCUCGGCCUUUUGGCUAAGAUCAAGUGUAGUAUCUGUUCUUAUCAGUUUAAUAUCUGAUAUGUGGAUCAUUGAUCCACACGAUAUUAACUCAAUUUUUUAAGGGGAAAGGCCCAUCACAGUAGCUUGCUAUUGGGGCCUUUGAGCGUCGCCUUGGUGUUGCACUACUACCUGGGCCUGGCGCACCCCACC